CAUCCACAUGUCCCAUCUCCGUUCCUCUCUCCAACACAAUCUUAAAUUAUUCAGAUUCCACACACCUAUACUUACACCAUUCCCCAAACCCCCUCUCUCUCCACAAUGUUAAACUCAUCUCUCUCCCAUCUCUCCCAUCUCUCUCCCGUUCAAUGGCAUCCUUAACUCCAGGCACUCUCUCCUCUCUCCUCUCUCCCACCCCUUCAAAACCCACCUCCCACCACCGCUCAUCUCUCCUCCAAAUCAUCGCCAUCGUCCCCUCCUUCAACAACACCGACACCAUCUUCCCCAACAAGGGCUUCUUCAUCCGGGUCUCCGACUCGCUCCACUCGGCCUACGUGUCGGUGUCCGAAAAAGACGCGGAGCUGAUUUUAGGGGACAAGAUUCAGCUGGGUCAGUUCGUGUACGUGGAGGGGCUGGAUGGGGGAGCGCCGGUGCCGGUGGUGAGGGGGCUGAAAGUGGUGCCGAAGAGGAGGGAGUGUGUGGGGAGCCCGGUGGAUUUGAUUGGGAGUGAGGUGCUGGUGGGGAAGAAGGAGAAGAAGGGGGGGAGGAGAGUGAGUUUGGGGGGUGGGAAGAGUGAUGGGGGGGUGGAGAUGAGGAGGUUGAGUCUGGAUUCGAGUAGGAAAGGGUGGGAUAGGAAUCUUCUUGGGAAGUAUGGGGGUGCUGGGAGGCCUGGAUCUUCUCAUUCUUCUGCUUCUAUUCUUGCAAGUAAAACAGCUUCCUAUGAAAAGAAUUCAACACUCAUGCAACGAAGUUUCUCACCACUUAAGCAAGCUCUUUCUCAUAGAAAAUCGUUUUCGGAGAAAGAUUUAAUUGGAAAGGCUCCAAGUCCAAGAAUUUCGCCUCUUAAGCAAGUUAUCCCACAUAGAAAAUCUGUGUCGGAGAGAGAUUUAACAGUAAAGCCUCCUAGUCCUAGAAUUUCACCUCUUAAACAAGUUCUCCCAAAUAGAAAAUCCUUGUCGGAUAAAAAUACAUUUAGGCCUCCAAGUCCUAGGAAUUCGCCUCGUCAACAUGGUCUUACCAACAAAAAUGGUGCUUCAGAGAGGGAUUCAGCUUCUAAGCAUUCAAGUUCAAACCUUUCUCAAUCUAAACAUGUUCCCCCAAGCACAAACCAGUUGUCUGAAAAGAAAUCAACACAUAAGCCUCUAAACAUCGGUGUUUCACCUCUACAAAACAAGAACGUGAAUGAUUCGCCAAGUCCUGUCAGCAAGCCUAUUAGAAAAGACAUAAAGCAGUCAACAGAUGGCACAAAUUUGGGUCAUCUCUUCAAGGUUCCCCUCAGUCUCAAAACUUUGUCUGACGCAAAGAUAUUGUGGGGUUCUCUUCCAUCUACAAUCCAUGAUCUAGGAAAGGAAGUUGUGUCUCGUAGAAAUUCUCAGUUUGUGGCUGCUGUAUAUGCAUUACAAGAGACGUCAGCCACAGAGAAUGUCCUUCAAUGUAUGAGAAUGUUUGCAGAACUAUGCGAGUCAUCUGAAAAAGAAUCUUCAUUACCUCUUGUUGAAGAAUUUUUGGACCUCCACCAGAAUAUGCAUAGAGUAGCUACUGUUAUUAAUGGCUUGAGAUUCCCUGAAGAGAGUAGCUUGCAGUGUGCACUCCCAGAAGCAUAUAAAAAUUUCGCAGACCAGAAUGCUUUACAUUGGGUUCAAGCUGCUGUCCAGAGCAAUCUUUCCAAAUUUAAUUUGUAUACCAAGGAAGAUAAGAGGGGUGACAUCAAUGCUGAGAAAUGCCAUUUUGUUAUUUUAGAAAAUACUACGACAAAAGUCGACGUAGAAAAUCAUUCACCUGAUAAGAAGCAAAGUCCAAGAAACCAAAGAGCUGUUGUCUCCGGUUCAAGUUCGAAGACAUCUUCACCAUAUAAUUCAAAACCACGUCUCUCAACAACUAGAAAAGCAACCAACGAAAGCGAAGUGUGGUCAAAAGGUAAUGGAUUGCAGGUGGCAGCCAGUCUAGCGGAAAAAUUGAUCUCAGCAUCACAAGCAUGGUUUUUAGACUAUUUAGAUGCUUCACUUCAGAAAGAAUUUGGAUUACAAAAAGGAGAAAUGGACGCAGAGAUUGCAUGUCUUCUGGGGCAGCUCAAAAGGGUUAAUCAGUGGUUGGAAGACUCGUUGACGAAUGGGAGUGGGACUAAUGAGAGGAUAGAAGGCUUAAAGAAAAAAAUAUACGGGUUCCUGCUGAACAAUGUUGAUGCAGCUGUUGUGCAAACUGGUAGUUAGCUAAGCGCGGCGUACAAAUUACUGACAAAUGAUUGAUGAUUAAAAAACCUUCAUGCCUAAAUCUAACUGUAGCAUCUUUGAAAUCUCGUUUUUCUCGUUUUCUAGGUUCACUCUGUUGAAAUCUUGAGAAAAGCUAACUGUUAGAGAAACAGAAUUAGUUUUUGGCCACCAUAUUUCAAGAAGUGUACAGGUGAAAUGUUCUACUUACUCUUUUAUUCUUCA
Messenger RNA from Daucus carota subsp. sativus, 2435 nucleotides. RefSeq lists its product as uncharacterized. Lineage: Eukaryota; Viridiplantae; Streptophyta; Magnoliopsida; Apiales; Apiaceae. The coding region runs from base 153 to 2213 and encodes 686 amino acids. The record is from RefSeq and is a predicted model, not a curated record. The transcript has 4 exons.